AUGCCCAUGAAAAUUUUCAAGGCACCUUCUUUUCUUCCUUUGGUGAUUGUGGUGCUCUUGAGCUACAUGUCAUUUGGAAAUCUCCAAUGGUAUAUGGUUCUCUGGCAGCAAGACAUUCGAGAAUGUUCAAUUUGCCCAGACUUUAUCUACACGGCGGCUCAGAUUGUCGCUAGCAACAGCGUUAGCCAGCGUGAUCAGGGUAUUGCUGGUUCGCUCAUCAGAGCUCUAAAUUUAUACGGCUGCAGCCUGGGGAUUGGAUUCGGAUCUACUGUUGAGGCAUACGUCCACAUCAAAACGGGUGACGUUCUGUUUGGCUACCGAGCAUCUCUAUAUUUUGGCAUUGCACUUGUGGCUAUUGCAAUUUUAUUGGAUGCGCUUCUGGUGCGAGUAAAAAAGGACGAGCGCCAAGGAUGGGGUGUCACUGAAGAAUCUCACGACAUCUAA
This is a messenger RNA of Aspergillus caelatus, 444 nucleotides long. RefSeq lists its product as uncharacterized. The coding region runs from base 1 to 444 and encodes 147 amino acids. The record is from RefSeq and is a predicted model, not a curated record. Gene Ontology annotation, cellular component: membrane. The transcript is spliced from 2 exons. Lineage: Eukaryota; Fungi; Ascomycota; Eurotiomycetes; Eurotiales; Aspergillaceae.